GGUAUGAAUCUCCUUGCCUAAACGACGGGCUUCCUUCUCUGUACAUCAAGGUGACCAACACUAAAUUGAGGAUCUUCACAAUUUGGAACCUGGAGAAAUUUGAAUUCAAGCUGAUUUCUAUGCGGGAAUUAUAUCAGGGAGUGUACGAGGGAAGCGGAGAUCAACUUUUCUAUGACCCCAGUGACUCCUGGGAUGCAGAUGGAGCAUGCCAGUCUCCUCGAAGGCGCCGAAGCUCUUUGACAAGGAGAUAUUCAGAUAGCUGCUGGGACAAAGCUUUUCGUGAUGUAGGAUCUCUCGUUGAGCCUGGAUGUGCUGCCGCUUGUAAGCAUCUCAUUUCUACUGCCUUGGAGGGACUUGAGGUGACAUCUGGCACCAGGCAUCUCCUGGAUAAACUGCUUCUGGAUCUUUGCACCAUAGUGGACUCCGUGAAGACUAUCGCAGACUCCUACAGAGACCUACGCAGGAUCUCACACGGAGCACCGGAGAAAGUUCCAGAUCCUAGCAUCUACUUGUCAGCUGCGACCAGCGUGUACAGCAUGGUGACGACGCUCCAGAUCUGCCAGAUGUUGAUCACGGAUGUCUGUGUACAAAAGACCCAUUUAAAAAUCCUUUCCUCUGAAGUGAAGAUGCUUGGGGGAAGCCUGGCAUUACUGAUUCAUGGAGCUGCUGCCUAUCCCAGCAACAUCAGGUACAAGGCAGGAAUAGGCACUGAAAAGUAUGCCAGCCAAUCACAGGGCACACUUAGGAGGCCCGAGGACUUAUUUGAAGCGGUUCACCAAGAGCGGCUGCACCCUAAUUUCACCUCACCCUUUACGCUGUGUUGCCGGCGUCUGCCACAGUGA
Polypterus senegalus (gray bichir) is the source of this 842-nucleotide messenger RNA. RefSeq lists its product as uncharacterized. Bases 120 to 842 code for a protein of 240 amino acids. Lineage: Eukaryota; Metazoa; Chordata; Cladistia; Polypteriformes; Polypteridae. The record is from RefSeq and is a predicted model, not a curated record. The transcript has 6 exons.